Messenger RNA from Pongo pygmaeus (Bornean orangutan), 3475 nucleotides. RefSeq names its product LY6/PLAUR domain containing 5 (gene LYPD5). Gene Ontology annotation, cellular component: plasma membrane. Lineage: Eukaryota; Metazoa; Chordata; Mammalia; Primates; Hominidae. The transcript has 5 exons. Bases 58 to 813 code for a protein of 251 amino acids. The record is from RefSeq and is a predicted model, not a curated record.
ACCAGCCAGGCAGCACAUCACAGCGGGAGGAGCUGUCCCAGGUGGCCCAGCUCAGCAAUGGCAAUGGGGGUCCCCAGAGUCAUUCUGCUCUGCCUCUUUGGGGCUGCGCUCUGCCUGACAGGGUCCCAAGCCCUGCAGUGCUACAGCUUUGAACACACCUACUUUGGCCCCUUUGACCUCAGGGCCAUGAAGCUGCCCAGCAUCUCCUGUCCUCAUGAGUGCUUUGAGGCUAUCCUGUCUCUGGACACUGGGUAUCGCGCGCCGGUGACCCUGGUGCGGAAGGGCUGCUGGACCGGGCCUCCUGCGGGCCAGACGCAAUCGAACCCGGACGCGCUGCCGCCAGACUACUCGGUGGUGCGCGGCUGCACAACUGACAAAUGCAACGCCCACCUCAUGACUCAUGACGCCCUCCCCAACCUGAGCCAAGCACCCGACCCACCGACGCUCAGCGGCGCCGAGUGCUACGCCUGUAUCGGGGUCCACCAGGAUGACUGCGCUAUCGGCAGGUCCCGACGGGUCCAGUGUCACCAGGACCAGACCGCCUGCUUCCAGGGCAAUGGCAGAAUGACAGUCGGCAAUUUCUCAGUCCCUGUGUACAUCAGAACCUGCCACCGGCCCUCCUGCACCACCGAGGGCACCACCAGCCCCUGGACAGCCAUCGACCUCCAGGGCUCCUGCUGUGAGGGGCACCUCUGCAACGGGAAAUCCAUGACCCAGCCCUUCACCAGUGCUUCAGCCACCACCCCUCCGCGAGCACUACAGGUCCUGGCCCUGCUCCUCCCAGUCCUCCUGCUGGUGGGGCUCUCAGCAUAGACCGCCCCUCCAGAAUGCUGGGGACAGGGUUCACACACCUCAUUCUUGCUGCUUCAGCCCCUAUCACGUAGCUCACUGGAAAAUGAUGUUAAAAUAAGAAUUGCACUCCUGUCCCUCUGGCCUUCCAUCUCUCCCUCCCUUGUGCCCCACAACCUGGUCAACAGGACUGGAAGAAACUGGACACAGUCACCAGCAUCCCAGCGGAGGGCAAAAACAGCCACGUCCUGCCCUGAUGAAGAGCAAUUCUGAUCACAGCUGUUACUCACUGAGCACCAGCCAGGCACCAGGCACCCUGUAACACGGCUUCCUGUGCUCUCCCUUCAGAGCCUGUCGCAGCUCUAGGAGGGAGCUAUACAAUGAUGUCUUUAUUAGUGUCAUCAUGAGAGGCCCAAUAAGCAGUAUGCCCUAACAGUUAGUAGGCCAGGCUCUGGAGCUAAGCUGCAUGGGUUCAAAUCCCAGCUCCAGCAUUCAGCCUGCAGAGACCAUGGGCGAGUUACUUAAGCCAGACUCUGGAGCCGAGCUGCAUGGUUUCAAAUCCCAGCUCCACCAUUCAGCCUGCAGAGACCAUGAGUGAGUUACUUGAGCUCUCUGUGCCAAUAUUUUCUCACCUAUAAGGUAGAGGUGAAAAUAAACUCUAUAACGAUGACAAGAACUGCUUCACAGUAGUUGCAGUGAGGAUUCAACGUGAUGAACAUUUAGUGCUUGGGACACAGCAGUGGCCCAGUAUAAAUGGGCUACUGUCAUAAGCCCUAAGUCACAAGUCAACAAACUGAGAGGCAAAAGCACUUGGUUGAGCUCGUGUAUCUAGUGAGUAGAGAUUCAGGAACCAGAUUCCCAGCCCCAUGAACUGCUAAGCAACCCCACCUCCUAAACACAUGAGUACCGAUUAACUUCACAGAAAAACACACAAGGCAAAGUUCAGCAAGGUGAAAUUCUCCAAGCUGUAAAGAUCAGGGAAGACUUCCUGGAGGAGUUAACCCUUGAACAAAAUCCUAAAGGAUCAAUAGUAGCUGGCAAAAAGAAGCAGGAGGAAGGGCAUUCUAGGUAGAAGAGAGAGCCUGGACAAAGGUCUGAGGGAGGAAGGAACACAGGGUGUGCAGGACACUUUCAUAAGUACAUGAACUUCAUAGAGAUGGGAUCCUUCAGCAUGUUCUCUGUGCACAUGCUUGACCAUGUUCUUUCACACGCUUUUUGCCACUUGAUCUUUCCAGCAACUCAGUGAGGGAAGCAAAAAAGUAAGUUGCAUCCUGCUAUUGUCUGAAUGUUUGUGUCUCCUCAAAAUUCAUCUUUUGAAACCUAAUAACCAAAGUGAUGUUACUGGGAGAUGGGGCUUUGGGAGGUGGUGAGAUCAUGAGGGUGGAGCCCCCAUGAAUAGGAUUAGUGCCGUUAUAAAAGAGGCCCUGGAGAGCUGCCUUACUCCUUCCACCACAUGAGAACACAGCCAGCAGGUGUCUAUAAGGAAGAAAGUGGGUCCUCACAAGCCAUCAAAUCUGCCAGUGCAUUGAUUGUAGACUUCCCAGACUCCAGAGCUAUGAGACAUAAAUUUCUGUUGUGUAUAAGCCAUACAGUCUAUGGUAUUUUGUUACAGCAGUCUCAAGGGACUAAGACAUGUUCCUGUUUUACAGACAAGAUGCCCAAAACACAGUGAGAGAGCAAUUUUCAGAGUAAGUGCAUAGCAAGGGUGGACUCUCGUAUCUUCUCGCUCCAUGUCAGCAAGCAGCCUUGUGGGAAGGGGGGCAAUUCAGAAACCCUCCGCUCCUAUGUUCCUGUAAGGCCAAUGUGACAAGGGCUUCAGGUGUCUUUACACCCUGACAUACAAGGGGAAGCUGGAUGUCUUCAUUCAUCCUUCACAUUUACUGAGCACCUACUAUGUGCAAGGCGCUGUUCCAGUUGCUGGGCAUACAACAGGGAACAAAAGUGGCAAAAAUUCCCACCUUCAAGGAGCUAGCCUUUUUGAUGGGCUAGCAAUCCAAAGCAAACUUUGGAUUUUGUUUGUGUAUUUAUUAGAGACCAGGUCUCGCUCUAUCCCAGGCUGGAGUGCAGUGGCACAAUCAGCUCACCGCGGCCUCAAUCUCCCAGGCUCAAGCAAUCCUCCCACCUCAGCCUCCCUAGUAGCUGGGACUAUAGGUGUGUGCCACCACACCCUGCUAAUUUUUGUAUUUUUUAUAGAGAUGGGGCCCCACUAUGCUGCCCAGGCUAGUCUCAAACUCCUUGGCUCAAGCGAUCCUCCUGCCUCAGUCUCCCAAUGUGCUGAGAUUACAGAUGUGAGUCACCAUGCCCAGCCAGAUUUUGGAUUUUAUUGCAAAUGUGGUCUGAAGUUGGGAUGGCCAGUUUGAUGUGUCAACUUACCUAUGUGACAGUUCCAGUUAUUCAAUCAAACACUAAUCAGUGUGUUGAUGUGAGGGUAUUUCGUAGAUGUGAUUAAAGUCCAUAAUCAGUUGACUUUGAGGAAGGGAGAUUGUUCUAGACAAUUUGGGUGGGCCUGACUCUAUCAGCUGAAAGGCCUUAGGAGCAGAGAUGAGGCUUCUCUGAGGAAGAAAAAAACUGCAACUAUGGACAGCUGCUUCAGCCCAUGCCUGAGAUUCCAGCUUGCUCUUUCUGACCUGCCUAGCCAGGCCACAUAAGCCAAUUCUUUGCAAUAAAUUUUAUAUUAUAGAUCGUC